This is a messenger RNA of Puma concolor (puma), 1008 nucleotides long. RefSeq names its product glycoprotein A33 (gene GPA33). Gene Ontology annotation, cellular component: plasma membrane. The record is from RefSeq and is a predicted model, not a curated record. NCBI's taxonomy places the organism in Eukaryota, Metazoa, Chordata, Mammalia, Carnivora, Felidae.
AUGGCGAGGAAGAUGAGGCCUGUGCUGGGGAUGCUCUGUGCAGUCUUGGAGGAGAACAGCUGGUGCGCCACGGCCAAGAUCACAGUGUGGUCUUGUCCGGCUGCGAUCUGGGUGACUGCCCAUGCCGUCAUUGUGGAAACCCCCCGGAAUGUUCUCCGGGCUGCCCGGGGAGACAGCGUUACCCUUCCGUGCACCUACCACACUUCUGCCUCCAACCGAGAUGGAUUUGUGCAAUGGGACAAGCUUCUAAGGAGUCACUCGGAAAUGGUGCUCAUCUGGAAGUUUUCGACAAAAACCCUCAUCGGUGGUGAACUUUACAAGGACCGAGUCAAUGUAUCUGGCAACGCUGAGAUCUCAGAUGCCUCCAUCACCAUCGGUCAGCUGACUAUGGAAGACAAUGGCACCUACGAGUGCUCAGUGUCACUGAUGGAGGACCUGGGAGGCACCCCGAAGUCACGUGUCCAGCUCUUAGUCCUCGUCCUACCCUCCAAACCAGAGUGCGGCAUCGAGGGAGAGGCCAUCAUUGGGAACAACAUUCAGCUGACCUGCCAAUCAAAGGAGGGCUCUCCUGCCCCUCAGUACAGCUGGAGGACCUACGACAUCCUGAACCAGGAGCGGCCAGCCCCACCAGUCACAGGCCAGACUUUGUCUCUGAAGAACAUCUCCACAGACAUGUCGGGUUAUUACAUCUGCACCUCCAGAAAUGAGAUGGGGGAGAAGUCCUGUAACAUCACUGUGGCUGUCAGACCUCCCUCCAUGAACAUGGCCUUGUAUGCGGGCAUUGCGGGGGGCCUGGCUGCAGCCAUCAUUGUCAUCGGCAUUGUCGUCUACUGCUGCUGUUGCCGGGGGAAGGACGAGGCCAAGGACACAAGGCAGAAUCGGGUGGCCUACCAGAAGCCUCCAGAGCAGCUGAGAGAGCUUCAGACGGGGAGGGAAGAGGAGGACGACUACAGGCAAGAAGACGAGAGGAACUACGGGCGGGAGUCCCCGGGCCACGCUGACCGGUGA